GGACUCCAGCCGCAGUCUCCGCGACCUCCGGGCUACAGCCGCCAACUCCACGUCCCCCGGGACCCUGUCGCCGUCUCCGCGUUGCCCGGACUCCGGCCGCCGUCUCCGUGUCCUCCUGACUCCAGCCGCCGUCUCUACGCCCCUCGGACUCCAGGAUCAGGACCCCUCCGUCUUCGCGCGCCCGGGACUCCAGCGGCGGUCUCCGCGAUCCCCCCGGGAUUCUGCCACUGUUGCCUCGCCCCCCAGACCCAGACUCCGGCCGCCGUCCCCUCGUCUCCCCGGAUCCAGCCCCUUCUCCGCGCCCACCCGCUCGCCGCGAAGCCAGACUCCGGCCGCCGUCUCCGCGCCCCCCGGGCUCCGGCUGCCGUUCCGGUGCCGGCCAGCGCCAGCAGUUGCCCCUCGGCGCGCCCCGCGUCCGCUCGGGCCUCGGCGGGGAGAUGAACGCACCGCUGGACGGCCUGUCGGUGAGCUCGUCCUCCACCGGCUCGGUGGGCUCGGCGGCCGGGGCGGGCGGUGGCGGCGGGGGCGCGGGGCUGCGGCUUCUGUCUGCCAACGUGCGCCAGCUGCACCAGGCGCUGACGGCGCUGCUGAGCGAGGCGGAGCGGGAGCAGUUCACGCACUGCCUGAACGCGUACCACGCGCGCCGCAACGUCUUCGACCUGGUGCGCACCCUGCGCGUGCUGCUGGACAGCCCGGUCAAGCGGCGCCUGCUGCCCAUGCUGCGCCUGGUCAUCCCGCGCUCCGACCAGCUGCUCUUCGACCAGUACACCGCCGAGGGUCUCUACCUGCCCGCCACCACCCCCUACCGGCAGCCCGCCUGGGGCGGCCCCGACGGUGCGGGGCCGGGGGAGGUGCGCCUGGUGAGCCUGCGGCGCGCCAAGGCUCACGAGGGCUUGGGCUUCAGCAUCCGCGGGGGCUCGGAGCAUGGCGUGGGCAUCUAUGUGUCGCUGGUGGAGCCAGGCUCUCUGGCCGAAAAGGAAGGGCUGCGAGUUGGGGACCAGAUUCUGCGUGUCAAUGACAAGUCCCUGGCCCGGGUGACCCACGCUGAGGCUGUCAAGGCUCUGAAGGGCUCGAAGAAGCUGGUGCUGUCCGUGUACUCGGCGGGGCGCAUCCCCGGGGGGUACGUCACCAGCCACAUCUACACCUGGGUGGACCCGCAGGGCCGCAGCAUCUCCCCGCCCUCGGGCCUGCCCCCGAGCCACGGCAGCACCCUGAGGCAGCGUGAGGGGGACUCGAGGAGCGCCCUGAACCUUCUGCAAGGCGGGGACGAGAAGAAGGUGAACCUGGUGCUGGGAGACGGCCGGUCCCUGGGCCUCACAAUCCGCGGGGGAGCCGAGUACGGCCUGGGCAUUUACGUCACCGGCGUGGACCCGGGCUCAGAAGCCGAAAGCAGCGGACUCAAGGUUGGGGACCAGAUUCUGGAGGUGAACGGGCGGAGCUUUCUCAACAUCCUGCACGACGAGGCGGUCAGGCUGCUCAAGUCUUCACAGCACCUCAUCCUGACGGUGAAGGACGUCGGGAGGCUGCCCCACGCCCGCACCACAGUGGAUGAGACCAAGUGGAUUGCCAGUUCCCGGAUUGGGGACACCAGCACGAACUUGGCAGGAUGUCCUGGGGAUCUUCCCACGGAAGGGACAAACAAGCUGGGAUUCUACAAGGGGCCAGCCGGCUCCCAGGUGACCCUGAGCAGCCUGGGGAACCAGAUGCGCCUGCUGCUGGAGGAGCAGGCCCGGCACUUGCUGAAUGAGCAGGAACAAGCCACCAUGGCCUACUAUCUGGACGAGUACCGCGGCGGCAGCGUCUCCGUGGAGGCCCUGGUCACGGCCCUAUUUGAGCUGCUCAACACCCAUGCCAAGUUCUCGCUCCUGUCUGAGGUGAGAGGCACCAUCUCGCCGCAAGACCUGGACCGCUUCGACCACCUGGUGCUGAGGCGGGAGAUCGAGUCCAUGAAGGCCCGGCAGCCCCCGGGCCCUGGGGCCGGGGACACCUACUCCAUGGUCUCCUACAGCGACACGGGCUCAUCCACAGGCAGCCAUGGCACCUCCACUACCGUCAGCUCGGCCAGGGAGCGGCUGCUGUGGCUUAUAGACCUGAUGGAGAACACUCUGGACCUGGAAGAAACUGGUGAGACUGUCCAGGGCACUACAAACACCCUCCCCGAUGUUUCCCUGGACGACGUCAAAGACCCACCAGAGGGGCUGCCGAGCUACAAGCUGCCGCCUCCCCCGCCCCCUCUGGCCCAAGGCCACAACCGCCCGCACGCCCAGCCGAGGAAGCCAGGGAAGGAGGACCUCCAGCCAUCGUCCUCCACGUCUUCCCACUCGGGCAUCGUCUUCUCGGCUCCCAGAAACCGCAGCCCACCAGCGGGUACCGCACCGGUCCCGGGGGCCUCCUCAGCACAAGACUCGCCCUCCUCCCCCAUCUAUGCCUCUGUCUCCCCCGCCAACCCUGGCUCCAAGAGGCCCCUGGACACCCACCUGGCCCUGGUCAACCAGCACCCCAUUGGCCCCUUCCCGCGCGUCCAGUCACCCCCACACCUGAAAAGCUCCCCCGCAGAGGCCACGCUGGCGGGGGGCUGCCUCCCGCCACCCUCCCGCUCCGGCCGGCCAGACCCAGUGGGCACAAACCAGCACUUUGUCAUGGUGGAGGUGCACCGGCCGGACAGUGAGCCGGACGUGAACGAAGUGAGGGCGCUGCCCCAGAGCCGCACAACCUCCACACUCUCCCAGCUCUCGGACAGUGGGCAGACCCUGAGCGAGGACAGUGGUGUGGAUGCCGGUGAGGCAGAAGCCAGCGCCCCGGGCCGAGGCAGACAGAUGGCAUCUACCAAGAGUAGGAGUAGCAAGGAGCCAUCUCGGAAUGAGAGGACCACAGAGGGGGCCACCAAACCGCCUGGACUCCUGGAGCCCACGUCCACCCUGGUCCGCGUGAAGAAAAGUGCGGCCACCCUGGGCAUUGCCAUCGAGGGUGGCGCCAACACCCGCCAGCCUCUGCCCCGGAUUGUCACGAUUCAGCGAGGCGGUUCGGCCCACAACUCCGGGCAGCUCAAGGUGGGCCACGUGAUUCUGGAAGUGAACGGGCUGACCCUUCGGGGCAAGGAGCACCGGGAGGCGGCGCGCAUCAUUGCAGAGGCCUUCAAGACCAAGGAGCGAGACUACAUCGACUUUCUGGUCACCGAGUUCAAUGUGAUGCUCUAGAGGCUGGGGCCCGGAGGCCUCCUGCUGCUGCCUAGUCCCCGGCCCUGGUCCCUCCUCCCUCCUGGCACUAGUCAGCUCCCUGAGGACCAGGGCUGCAUAGCCAGGGGGGCAGGAAGACAUCCCCCCACUCUUUCCCGGCCUGCUGGCCCAGAACCAGGAGAAGAGAACUGGAUGAGGCAAACAGAAGGUCAGAUCGGGAUCCGGUGCCAUGCAAGGCGUACACAGUAGGCGCUCAGUACAAGUGGUGGGAAGGAGAGAAAGUCCACCUGAGGCCUGCCAGGGCCUGUCCCCCUGGGUUGGAUGAGGCCACUGGGCCCCGUUCCCUGGCCAGCUAGGACCUGGCCCGUCCUCUGGUGUCUGAGUCUUUAUGCGGAGUAAGACCACCUGAGAAUUCAUGGACACGCCCCCGCCGGGGGCAUCUCACAGGACCUUUAGUGCCACAAAUAAGCGUCAAGCACCUCCCCCCAUUCACACCCCCUUUCUUCCUGGCUCCUUAUUCCCCCCAUAAUAUUUAUUAUUUAUUUCCCUCUCGUCACCCCUGGGGACCCCAAGACCCCAGCUUCCCACCCUGCCUAUCCCAGAGGCCUUGCAGGGGACCCGCGACGUCCGUGUAUUUAUAUACAGAGCUUAUGACUUUAAUUUUUCAAUAAAGAAACCUGAACAAGGUGA
Lontra canadensis (Northern American river otter) is the source of this 3866-nucleotide messenger RNA. It is a transcript of the gene WHRN, whose product is annotated as whirlin. Gene Ontology annotation, cellular component: stereocilium tip; plasma membrane; stereocilia ankle link complex. Lineage: Eukaryota; Metazoa; Chordata; Mammalia; Carnivora; Mustelidae. Gene Ontology annotation, molecular function: protein binding. Bases 438 to 3197 code for a protein of 919 amino acids. The transcript is spliced from 13 exons. The record is from RefSeq and is a predicted model, not a curated record. Gene Ontology annotation, biological process: sensory perception of sound; auditory receptor cell stereocilium organization.